This is a messenger RNA of Zootoca vivipara (common lizard), 2389 nucleotides long. Its product is annotated as E3 ubiquitin-protein ligase RNF113A. Gene Ontology annotation, biological process: snoRNA splicing. Lineage: Eukaryota; Metazoa; Chordata; Lepidosauria; Squamata; Lacertidae. Gene Ontology annotation, molecular function: metal ion binding. The record is from RefSeq and is a predicted model, not a curated record. Gene Ontology annotation, cellular component: U2-type spliceosomal complex.
CCGCUUCCGGUGAGGCUUCGUACUUGCGAUGGCGGCCCCACAGCCCGUUUGCAGCUUCCUCUUCAAGAAGCGUCGCCCCGCGCCCGGGAGGGGCCAGCGCAAAAGGCCGGGCAGCGACCAAGAGCCCGGGAGCAGCAGUGAUGAAGGCAGCGCGGUGGUCAGGAAGGAGAGACACAAGGAAGUUUCCAACCCAAUGAUUCAGAAGACCAAGAAAAGUGUGAAAGACCAUACCUCAUAUGCGUCAAGCAGUAGCGAGGACGAGGGCAAGUCUAAAAGAAUUGGAGUUGCAUAUAAGUCUACAAGAUCUGCGAAACCUGUAGGUCCGGAGGACAUGGGCGCAACAGCUAUAUAUGAGCUGGACACAGAGAAAGAGAAAGAUGCACAAGCCAUUUUUGAACGCAGCCAGCAAAUACAGAAGGAACUUGAAGGGAAGGAAGACGAUAAGAUUUACCGUGGGAUCAAUAAUUACCAAAAGUAUGUGAAGCCAAAAGAUACGUCCAUGGGGAAUGCUUCCUCAGGCAUGGUAAGGAAGGGACCCAUACGAGCCCCAGAGCAUCUGAGGGCCACUGUGCGAUGGGACUACCAACCUGACAUCUGCAAGGAUUACAAGGAAACUGGGUUUUGUGGAUUUGGAGACAGCUGCAAAUUCCUCCAUGACCGAUCAGACUACAAGCAUGGCUGGCAGAUUGAACGAGAAUUGGAUGAGGGACGCUAUGGAGUUAAUGAUGAUGAAAACUACGAGGUGAGCAGUGACGAUGAAGAACUGCCUUUCAAGUGCUUCAUUUGCAGGAGCUCCUUCAAGAAUCCUGUGGUGACCAAGUGUAAACAUUACUUCUGUGAGAGCUGUGCCCUGCAGCAUUAUCGGAAGUCACAGCGAUGUUACGUAUGUGACAAGCAAACAAACGGUGUCUUCAACCCAGCCAAAGAGCUGAUAACAAAGCUGGAAAAACGCAAGAUUGAAGAGGGACUCCCAGAUGAUGUGGAAGAGCCAAUGACAUUGCUCAGCCCUCAUUCCCCACCCCCUUCCCUGCCUUCAGAAACUAGUUCUGUGGCUGAAUAAAUAACUUAUACACAAAUGAGUUAGCUUAUCACGCAUUGUUCUUCCAGGUAAACCUAGCCUGUGUGAUAGGGACUAGCUUGCUUCUCUACACACAGCUCCUGGCACUUUAUGUUAAACAAAACAAUUUGGGGAGGGGAGCAUUGCUUCUAUCCCAGCAGCCUUCACAUUUUGAAAUCAUUUUAUAGCUAACGAAGAAUGUAUUCCAUUGUUCUGCUUUUGUAGUCUGGAGAGUUUUAGCCUCCAAUAUUGGGCUUCUCCUGUAUUGCACAACAUCCAGCAUAAGUUCAUUAUAUUCUAGUUGGUCCUAAUAAAUGUAUUAUCUUUAAAAAGGUAGUUUAUACUUUAUAGGACUUAUUAUAAUAAAAAGCAAGGCCAUUGCUUUAGUGAAUCACCUCUUCCAUCUUACCUCCAUUCUGCUUCAAUAACUGAACUUUGUCUCAGCAGAAACAAGAAGGAAAAGUUCACUGGUUAAGUUAGCAAGACCCAGGCUUUAGAACUAUGUCCCACAAAUAACCCAGAGAUGCAUUUUAAAUAAAAGGACAUAUUCUACUCAUGUAAAAACAUGCUGAUUCCCAGACUGUCCGCGGGCCGGAUUGAAAAGGUGAUUGGGCCGCAUCCGGCCCCCGGGCCUUAGUUUGGAGACCCCUGCUUUAGAAUUUAUAGGUUUAGUCUACUAGGCUUGACACCCAUUCUAUAAAACCCUAUAAGCUGUGCUUCCAAUUCCAGGUGCAUAAAUCUUCUUUGCAGAGCAAAAACAGGAAGCCAGCUAUGUUACACAAAAGUUCUACCACUGAAGAGUGCAUAAAAUUUUAAUUGGCAACAAAACUAGAAGAGCAAACAUGGAUUGGGGUUCAAGUACAGUGUAAGACACACAGGCAUACAUAAGAGUCCUGCAUCUGCUCCAACCAGACAGAUGCAGCAAGAGGUUUGGCUCAGUGCUUGAUUGAGUGAAAAUGAUUAAGAAGAAAACAGCUCCCCUGGGGGUGGGAGAGAAAUGGAAAGAAAAGGCUUCGCUACACCAUUUGGGGAAAAUUCAUAACAGCAAGGAGUGUAGUAGACAGGCAUACAGGGGUAAAGUGUUCAAGGUUCUGCAAGUUUUGUCAUCAACCAGCACUUGUCCUAGGUGGAAACUAAAACUCGAGUGGCAAAGCAUUUUUAGAAUGGAAAGAUACAGUGAACAAUGAACACCCAUGCCCCUAAGAAAAAGAGGGUAGAAUUUUGGCAGAGAUACAGAGGAGUUUUUAAAAUACGUUCAACCUGUGUUGGAGAGACAGCUAGGACCAGCAUCCCUUAAACUCCUUAGAAUGUACUCUGCUGGAAGAGAUGGGU